Messenger RNA from Parnassius mnemosyne (clouded apollo), 1011 nucleotides. NCBI's taxonomy places the organism in Eukaryota, Metazoa, Arthropoda, Insecta, Lepidoptera, Papilionidae. The record is from the annotation of a GenBank genome assembly.
AUGUUAGCGAGUCUCCGCGGUGUCUCACCUCUUUCCGACGCGAUGUCUGAGAGUACGCUCGAUAGGAAUCACGCUGAAAAAGCGCUCAUAACUAAAACCCCAACACAUAGUCAGGUUUUUCUAAAUAAAAACAGUGGAAAUGGCGUGAAAAACUAUUCAGAUAAGAAUGGAAAUAAUGUUACUAAAUCCAUGCAAACGGGAAGAAAGACUUUUGCGUUUUGGACGCUCGUUUGUUUGCUUUUUGUGCUUGCCAUUGGAAAUUUGAUACUGACCUUUACAAUUCUCGCUGUUUUAAGACUUGGACACGGUAUGGAGAGCAUGGAAUUCUUACCCGAGCACAAUGCCAUCAAAUUCUUUGGUGAGACCGAUCUUGACCACAUGUACAAAAGGGAUGGACUGAUAGAAGGUUUUCGUGACACCCCAAUGAGCAUCACCAGUGAGAAUGGAUCGGUGAUAUUCAAUCUCCAAACCAGAUUAUCCCGUUCUGAUGCGAAACUAGUGGUCAACACGUCGGGAGUGUUCGUGAAGGGUGUGAACUCGAUGGAGCUACGGGACCCUGAUACGGGAGAGGUUGUCUUCAGCACCAACGCGCCGGAGAUGAACCUGCCUGAUGGCGUCAACAACUUAGUAGCUAAGCAAAUCUCAACGAAACGCAUCUCGUCACCGAUCGACGAGGACCUGGUGAUCCGUUCGGAAACGACGGUCCACCUCCGCGGAGCCGAAGGCACCCACAUGGAUACCAAGGAGUUGUUCUGGAGCGCCGACCAGGACAUAUACCUGAAGUCGGUCAACGGUUCCGUAGUGUUGAGUGGGAAGGAAGGGGUCUACGUCGAUGUGAGAUACCUCCCCAUAGCCAUGCCUCUGAACAACUCCGAGAAUUUCGGCACAGGACAGUUCAAGGUGUGUGUCUGUAUGCCACAAGGGAAGCUCUUCAGGAUUGCAGUUCCGACGGGGCAGAAAGUGACCUGCUCGCAUGUGAACAUGACCGGGGAAUUGAAUCCGUGUCUGUAG